Paramormyrops kingsleyae is the source of this 1443-nucleotide messenger RNA. The record is from RefSeq and is a predicted model, not a curated record. NCBI's taxonomy places the organism in Eukaryota, Metazoa, Chordata, Actinopteri, Osteoglossiformes, Mormyridae.
CGGGAACAACUAACAGUAGCCGAGCAGACCGUACGUUACUUGGAGAAUAAAAAUAGCGGCAGUGAGCAGGAUGCACAUGGGGGCUCCAGCUGAGCAGCUGUGGGCCAUGCUGGACGACAUGGCUGACAGCGACCCGGAGGGUUACCGGGCCUUUAUCCGCCGGCAGCUCCAGGAGGGCGCCGACUUCUGCACACGGCCCGAGCCCAAGUACUGCCUGCGGACCCGGAUACUGGAGCCAGAGGAGAGGGUGCUGUACAUCAACGUGUGCAGCUGGAAGCGGGUCCCCCGGCCGGAUUCCCCGGCCCACGCCGUGCCUGUGUGCGGGGGGAGGCUGGAGACAGUCUCAGACGGCCUGGAAACGUACUACCUGCUGGAUGUGGCCUUCAACCCUGAGGUCCUGCAUGGAGAGCAGGAAGAGGGCCGGCGUGCACGGUUGGCCCGGCUGGCCGUGGACUUUGCGCAGCAGCAACACGGCCUCCAGGUGUCGCAGGGCUGCUCGGUCACCGAAACCAACCUGAUGGGAAGCAUGUGGGGUCUGCAUGAGCGCCUCGCCUCCUCACGGCGGCCCGUUGCCCCAGUGCUUUCCACUUGGGAGGCCUUGGAAAAGGCGAAGAGCAGAAUGAGAGCGGUCGCUGAUGAGCGUUUGAUUAGUUCAGCCUGGUGCAAAUCCUGCACGGCCACAGGCCGAGUUCCCACAGGCGCCUCCCUUCUGCAGCAGAUCUCCUCACUCCGCAGCAGAGCAGAUGACCCCCCUGUGGUCCUGCCCCCCCUGGAGCAGCCCGGCCCCCAAACUCCACCUCUCAUCCAGGUGAUCUCCAGCACGGAGACGGCAUGGCCUCAUAAGCCGGAGUACGAGCUCACGCUGAGCGAGGGCCCGGCGGCGAGCGUCCGCCUGAACGUGCUCCUGCCUGGCGUCCGCUCUGUCUCCCAGUGCCAGCUCAUGGCUUCACAGGAUGACAUCCUGCUGCAGGUACAGGACCUAUACCGACUUCACCUGGAGCUCCCAGCAGCAGUAAGAGAGGAGGAAACCACAGCCAUUUUCAACAGAAAGAGAGAAACAUUGUCUGUGUCCCUGCCUCUGCUCUGAGCUCAAGGUCUCAAAGGCUUCCAUAAUCUCCAUCAAAGGUCUCAACUUCUAUUUGCACCAUCCAGAACCCGGCAGCGCAUCUUACGAACCCUCCACAGACUAAUGGACAGUGCCGUUGUUGCCGGUCCACAGUCUCUCCAGGGUCUUUUAUUUUGUGAUAAUAACAACUCAGGUGGACCUUAUUAGGUCACAACCCUGGCUCAAGAAGAGGGAUCCGAGCAAACACAGAAUGCCCUGUCGAGAGAGCAGAUUUUAAGCAAAAGUACAGAAUUAGACUGCAGAGGCUGUCUGCCUGGGCAACCUUUUGGAAAAUCCAAAAAUAUUUUCAUUGCAAUAAAUUCAGUUUAAAUAUCUUG